AUGGGCCUCUUGAACGAUACUCACGAUCAAGAACCAGAAACACCACCUCCAGUAUGGACGCCUGCUAAGAACGAUUUUUGGAAAAAGCCUUCAAGGUGGCAGAUAUGUAUGCCACGGUUACGCCUAAUGGCGAAAGUCCUACUCGCCUUGUUAGGUGUCGCGGUGGUAUUGAAGGUCAUGAACACAAAGCCACCAUCGUCAUUAGAACCUGCUCAGGACUCGAUACCUCCACCACCAGCUCCCAUACUUACAGAAGAGCAACUCACGGAGCAAACCAUUGAAGCCGCAAGAAGAGAAGAGUGGAUAUGGAAGGACUUUCCAAUCCACGAAGGACUUACCAGAGGUACCUCGAAUUUCAACACGUGCAGAGCCGAUGAGGAGAACUGCAACGGCAGACCACCAAAGCUAGUUCGUUAUGAUGGAUACAAACAUCUGCAGGAAGACCCAGUCGACAUUGUGCAGUGUAUAGGACCUCGAGGUUUGCCAAUCAACGAGAGCGACGAGGAUGCCAUUUGGGCAUAUCCUGCUAUUCCUGCCGGUGCUGUCGAUCCUUCCAUGGGUUCGUACAAAGCUGCAGGCAUCGACGGUUCCAUUUCCUUUGAUCGCAUCGGUCGCUUUCAAGCCUAUGGGCUCGAUCAGUUCGACUACUUCGACCCUGAAGCUGAACGCAAAGCAUCCGACGUCGACUGGGAUAAAGUCAAAUGGGGCGACCUCCAGGAUGAGUGUGCCAACGCCAACAGACUGCGGUUCAAGCCUGUGAAAGAGAGAAUCGACAACUCAAUCCAGUACUCCAAUAUUCGCCAGAAGCACGACAACAGCCAGAAACAACCUCCAACCAACUCGAUGGACGCUGGCCGUAUGAGCAAAGUCAAGAGAACCGCUAUCCUGAUCAGAGUCUGGACGGGCGCGACCUGGAGCGCAGAUGCUGUCAUGAACAUUCGAGCCAUGAUUGCCGAAGCGUCUCUAGCCAGUGGUGGUAAGUAUCAAGUCUUUGUACUGCUCCACGUGAAAGACGAAGGUAUCCCUAUUUUCACGGGCGAAAACCAGCCCGAAGAGACGAUCAAGAAGUAUGUACCACCAGAGUUCCAUUCCAUCACGGAGGUCUGGAACCACGCCCAGCUGCGGACAUUGUACUCAAACAUGGCGGAGCAUGCUUUCGUUGGUCGAUCACCCUGGAUGAUCAUCCAGUGGUUCGCCCGCAACCACCCUGAGUUUGACUUCUUUUACCAAUGGGAGUUUGAUGUCAGAUUUACAGGACACUAUCUCGACUUCUUCGAAGCAGUUUCCAACUUUGGUCGCGAACAACCACGAAAGGGUAUAUGGGAAAGAGCUGGACGAAUGUACAUUCCAGAAGUUCAUGGCGAAUACAACACUGAUUAUCGCAUCUCUACCAGAGAGGAAGAUCCACACCGCGUCUGGGGUCCUGUUUCCGUCGAAGGUGUGUUACCUCGAGGACCCAAACCACCACGAGCACAAGACGAGGACAACUACGAAUGGGGUGUGGGCGAAGACGCAGACUGGAUCGGCUUUUUACCGAGUUUCAAUGUAACUGGUACUAACUGGUGGUUCCGAGACUACCUUUGGGGAUACCCUCAAGGCAGAUCGACGCCACGACGUGCCACGCUCAUUGCGCAAGGACGUGUCAGUCGACGAGUACUGGACAUUAUGAAUUACGAGAAUUCGGAGAACGGCCACCACAUUGAUGCCGAAAUGUUUCCUCAGACAAUGUGUCUGCAUCACGGCCUGAAAUCGACCUCGUUCCCACAUCCUAUAUUUGCCGACCGUCACUGGACCCCGGAGGCACUUCAGUCAACAUUCAAUGGUGGACCGUUCGGACAAUCCGGUGGCCAUUGGAACAGCUCGUUCAGCAAAUGGAAUGAAUUCGCCUGGACCAAUAUGACGUGGUAUUACAGUUCACAGCAAGCGAUGCCAGUAUAUCAACGCUUACUAGGCAUUACUGCCGGUGAAACGGGAGGACCUGAGUGGGAAGAUGCCUAUGGUCGAACAGUGGUCCGACCCAUGCUUCUGCACCCUGUUAAAGGUGCUAAGGCCGCUAAGUGGUCACCUGAGGGUUGGAAGCACAGCAUGAGUGGGAAAUGA
Molecule: messenger RNA, 2100 nt
Organism: Lithohypha guttulata
Lineage: Eukaryota; Fungi; Ascomycota; Eurotiomycetes; Chaetothyriales; Trichomeriaceae
Exons: 2
Coding region: 1-2100 (699 amino acids)
Source: RefSeq, a predicted model, not a curated record